Molecule: messenger RNA, 1944 nt
Organism: Phyllotreta striolata
Lineage: Eukaryota; Metazoa; Arthropoda; Insecta; Coleoptera; Chrysomelidae
Source: the annotation of a GenBank genome assembly
AUGUUGAAAACGGUCGUUUUAAUUUUUUGCAUCAAUGUAGCCGUCGAAUCGUUCUAUCUUCCCGGUCUGGCUCCUGUAAAUUAUUGUAAGAAAGACGAACCAUUGGAUGGUUGUAAAUCCGAAGUCAAAUUAUUUGUGAAUCGAUUGAACACUGACGAAUCCGUAAUACCUUACGAAUACCAUCAUUUCGACUUCUGCCUGCCCGUAAACAAUGAGAAAUCGCCCGUGGAAAAUUUGGGUCAAGUCGUAUUCGGCGAACGCAUCAGACCUUCGCCCUACGAAAUAGAAUUCAUGAAGAACGAAACUUGCAAAGUCGUGUGCCACAAGAAGUAUUCCGGGGACAAGUACGCCGACAAUUUGCAACUCAGCAUGCUGCGAAAGGGCAUCAGCCUCAAAUACCAGCAUCAUUGGAUCGUCGACAACAUGCCUAUCACUACUUGCUACGACAAGGACGAUUGCAGGACCGGCUUCCCGAUGGGCUGUUUCUCGAGGAACGGCCGGCACAACUGUCUCGAAGACGUUGGAAGAGAGAACGCCAACUACAUUUACAAUCACGUUAAUCUAACUAUUACAUAUCAUUCCGGAGCCCACGAGGAAUGGGGUAGCAAAUUCCACGAAAACGGAGGAAGGAUUAUCUCAGUUAAAGUCAUUCCGAGGAGUAUCGACUACAAAGGGCACAAUUGUUCUCAAUUCGAAACCGAACCCCUUGCGAUCCCGAACGAUAAUCUAAAGCCCGGGGAAACCUUCGAUAUCAUAUAUACAUACAGCAUCACGUUUGUGCAAGAUGACCACGUGAAAUGGUCAUCUAGGUGGGACUACAUCCUCGAAUCGAUACCUCACACAAACAUACAAUGGUUCAGCAUUCUUAACUCGCUGGUUAUAGUUGUGUUUCUAUCCGGCAUGGUGGCCAUGAUUCUACUGAGAACAUUGCACAAGGACAUCGCGAGGUACAAUCAAAUCGACAACGGAGAAGACGCUCAAGAGGAGUUUGGCUGGAAGCUGGUGCACGGAGACGUGUUCCGGCCGCCGAGGAAAGGCAUGCUGCUCUCCGUAUUGCUGGGCUCCGGCGUGCAGGUGUUCUUCAUGACGUUAGUCACGCUGGCGUUUGCUUGCCUAGGUUUUCUUAGUCCUGCCAAUCGCGGGGCUCUAAUGACAUGCGCCAUGGUGCUGUACGUCCUGCUGGGUUCCCCUGCCGGGUACAUUUCCGCUAGGAUAUACAAGAGUUUCGGAGGCGAGAAAUGGAAAUCUAACGUACUGCUAACUUCGAUGCUAGCGACUGGCAUUGUGUUUGGAUUAUUUUUCAUCAUGAAUCUGGUACUUUGGGCGAAAGAUAGUUCCGCAGCUGUUCCGUUUAGUACGUUGAUUGGAUUGCUGGCGCUUUGGUGGCUUGUAUCAGUUCCACUGACUUUUAUCGGUGCAUUCUUUGGAUUCAGAAAAAGGGCUUUGGAACACCCAGUAAGGACCAAUCAAAUACCGAGACUCAUCCCGGAACAAUCGGUGUACACGAAACCGAUACCGAGCAUCAUAAUGGGCGGCGUGCUGCCGUUUGGAUGCAUCUUCAUCCAGCUGUUCUUCAUAUUGAAAUCCAUUUGGUCGUCGCAGAUGUACUACAUGUUCGGUUUCCUGUUUUUGGUGUUCAUUAUACUGGUGAUAACUUGCGCCGAAACGACGAUUCUGCUGUGCUAUUUCCAUCUGUGCGCCGAGGAUUAUCACUGGUGGUGGAGAUCGUACAUGACGUCGGGUUUCACGGCGGUUUAUCUCUUCUUGUACUGUUGCCAUUACUUCUUUACCAAGCUGCAAAUCGAAGAUGCCGCUUCGGCGUUUCUGUACUUUGGGUACACGAUUAUCAUGGUGUUUUUGUUUAAUCUCCUGACGGGUACGAUAGGUUUCUUUGCUUGUUUCUGGUUUAUUAGGAAGAUUUAUAGCGUGGUCAAAGUCGACUGA